This is a messenger RNA of Saccostrea cuccullata (small rock oyster), 1083 nucleotides long. RefSeq names its product multiple epidermal growth factor-like domains protein 10. The record is from RefSeq and is a predicted model, not a curated record. NCBI's taxonomy places the organism in Eukaryota, Metazoa, Mollusca, Bivalvia, Ostreida, Ostreidae. The annotation marks the transcript as partial. Gene Ontology annotation, molecular function: scavenger receptor activity. The transcript has 7 exons.
AUUGGAAAUAUAGCAAAUGCCUAUGAGCGUCUUGCUUUACGUAAAUCAACAUGGCAAGAUCAUCCUUAUAGCGCCUAUCACAGUUUGAUCAAGUCUUCAAAUGCAGUGGACGGGAGGUUUUCGGACAGGUCUCUUAAUGGAGGGCAAUGUGUAAUAUCGGGAAGGCAAAAACAAACUGCUACCUGGUGGGUGGAUCUAUCUGGGAUUGUCAGCAUUCACCAUAUUACAAUCUACUACAGGACGGACAAUUUGCAGUGGGAUAUAUCCAAUGGCUACACUUCCCGCUUCCUUGGUUUUUCGGUUUACAUAUCGAACACCACCAAGAAAGAUGACGGCUAUCUAUGUUUUAAAGACACACACUACACCAGAGAAACGAUACCGAGUAAUAUCACAUUAGAAUGUAUAAAGCAUGGAAGGUACGUCAUCUAUUACAAUGAGAGAAUCCAAGGAGUUACCUACCCUGAAGGAUAUUCUCCAUACGCAUACAAUGAACUCUGUGAAGUCGAGGUUUAUGGAUGUCGUUCCUUAGAUAUAUACGGAGAGAAUUGUACAUUUCCGUGUCCGCAGACUUGUCAUGAAGAACGCUGUAACAUUGAGGACGGGACUUGUUUUGGAUGUAUUGCUGGACAGAAAGGUUCACGAUGUGAUCAAUUUUGUGACGGUGGUAAAUUCGGACAAAACUGUGCUCAGUCAUGCGGGUUUUGCUUCGGAAAUAAACAAUGUCAUCACAUUAACGGGUCAUGCUUUAAUGGCUGCGAAAGAGGUUACUAUGGAAACAAUUGUACACAAGUAUGUCCUGAAGGGCGGUAUGGAUAUAACUGCCUAGACAUGUGUGACAUCAACUGUGGAGAGCCGAAAAGAUGUAACAGGAAAACAGGGCAAUGUCAAAAUGGUUGUCAGGCAGGGUGGAAGGAUAUAAAAUGUGACAAGAAAUGCGACGGAGGAACAUUCGGACUAAACUGUGCUCAGUCAUGCGGGUCUUGUCUUGAUAAAGAACAAUGUCAUCACAUUAAUGGGACAUGCUUGAAUGGCUGCGAUAAAGGUUACCAUGGAAACACUUGUACACAAGGUAGCAAAAUAUGA